This is a messenger RNA of Schistosoma curassoni, 573 nucleotides long. The record is from the annotation of a GenBank genome assembly. Lineage: Eukaryota; Metazoa; Platyhelminthes; Trematoda; Strigeidida; Schistosomatidae.
AUGCUUAUAAGCUCCCAUAAUGCUUCAAAUGUAACUCAUUCUCCUCAUGUAUAUCAACAGCAUCAACAAAUUCAAUCAUUCCAUCAUGCCCUCCAGUACGUAAAUAAAAUAAAGAAUCGCUUCCAGGGUAUACCUGAUGUUUACAAACGCUUCCUGGAUAUCUUGCAGUGGUAUCAAAAGGAACAACGUCAUUCGGACCCUAUGUGCCGCAAACAGGCAGAAUUACAGGUUUAUCAGGACGUCGCCAAGCUUUUUGGCGGUCAAGAAGAUCUACUUCAAGAAUUUAGUCAGUUCCUACCUGAAUCAUUUGGUGUCACAAGUGCUGUUACAGAGACGAUAAUAAAUAGGAAAAAUUCCAGCUAUUCACAGCUUAGUGGAUCUGAUGCAUUAGAUCCAUCUGUUCCAGUGCCUCACUUGAUAAAACGUGUUUCUGAAGGUAUCAGCUUAGCACAAUCUUCGUGUAAACAGCGUCCAGGUCAGGAGGGAAGUCCUGCGAAUCCUGAUGCCAAAAAGUUGAAACGACUUGCUCCUACACAAAGUAUAUAUGAAGAUAUGCGUGUGUUAAUUCGAUGA